AUGUUUGAGAGCAACCUCCUCUCGCAGAUCAACACCUCCUCACCUCUGCCGACAGCGGUAGAGGUGCAGUUCACCACCAGCAUCAGCCAGUCCCUCUACAAAGCAUUUCAGUUUGCCCACACGCUGCUCGCGGAGAAGAGUGACCGGGCGGCUGCGCUGCUUCCGUGGAGUGAUGAGAUAUACUUGGCCGUGUCAGGGAUGCUGGAGCGGCUGAUGCUGCAACACGCCGACACAACUUUCUCCGAGAUGAUAUUUGCCCUGCGUCGCGCUGAAAUAGACGGGCCGCUUGCCGCCGCCCCGCUACUGUCCACAUCAUCCACCGCUGCGUCUGGGCCGUCGUCGUCAGGACUGCGGCCUGGUGCACGGGGUCGGUACCUUCGUUGGCUGCUCCUGGGGCCGCCGCCGGUGACAACCCCGGAAGAGCGAGCGAUAAAUUUCAUCAACAACAACGUUCCCUCGCAGAUGCGCGUUCACGCCAGCGCGCCGGCAGACGCUGCAGUCGCGGCGAUCGCGUCGCCGAAGGCGGCGGCACCCAUUCCGCUUGCGGAUAUCAUCGUCACAGACGCGAAGGCGGCGGUAGAGAGCGAGGUGGACGCCGCGGCGCUCUCGCAGCUGAAGUCAGUCGAGCUACUCAAGGCCGAGCACGCUCCGUACGGCUACCUGCGCUUUAAGCCGCUUAGCCACCGCAACAAGAUCAUCUCCCUCUUCCUCUUGACGCUCAAGCCGUACCUGGAGCGAAAGGCGGAGCAGUGGUACGUGCGCAACACUGACGCCUCCGUCGAUGCCGUCGCCAUGCGGAACGCGUAUGCUUACCGCUACCCGCACCGAGCAGCCUUCCUGCGCUUCCUUGCGCAGUACGUCUACCCGAUCUACCACGUCAUAAAGCAGGGGUCUCAGCUCCUUUACAUGAUGUGCUUCCUUCUGGAGAUGACGCUCUACACAUCGCCGCUGCAUCGCGUGUUCGGCAUCGCCCUGCGUCGGUGCACCUUGGAGGACUCACUCACGACGAGCCCCCGUGCGCAGCGCGCGCUGCUCAUCGCGCGGGUGGUGCUGCUUCUCGUCUUCUGUGGCUUUCGACUGCUGGACUUCACACGGAACGCCGACGGGGCGUCCUCGCCACGCCAGAUCCAGGAGGAGGGGCUGCCGAUACCGCCCCCACCAGCGCUUGGCGGCGACGUGCCACUGCCAGAGGACCGCAGCAGCCUCCCCAAGGCAGGCGAGUGCCCUGUUUGCCGCAGACACGUCACGAACGCGGCGGUUUGCCUCGUCAGCGGCAUCGUCGGCUGCUACCCGUGCCUGCAAGGCUACGUUCGAGCUCAACGCACGUGCCCAGUCACGCACCAGUCGAUGGGGGUAGAGCAGAUCCGCCGCGUUUUCGAGUGCUAA
This is a messenger RNA of Leishmania braziliensis MHOM/BR/75/M2904, 1386 nucleotides long. RefSeq names its product putative peroxisome assembly protein. The record is from RefSeq and is a predicted model, not a curated record. Gene Ontology annotation, cellular component: peroxisomal membrane; peroxisomal importomer complex. Bases 1 to 1386 code for a protein of 461 amino acids. Gene Ontology annotation, molecular function: zinc ion binding; ubiquitin-protein transferase activity; protein binding. Lineage: Eukaryota; Euglenozoa; Kinetoplastea; Trypanosomatida; Trypanosomatidae. Gene Ontology annotation, biological process: protein import into peroxisome matrix; protein monoubiquitination. The transcript has a single exon.